AGAGCUGGGGGCUCAGUUUAAUAAGGGAGCGAGCGAGCGAGCGAAGCAGACAGACAAGGAAGGAGGUGGCGACGGUGGCCGCGGCAAUAGACGCGGCGGCAAGGGGAAAUAAAACAUAAGAGCAAGGGAGCGGAGGAGCAUGUCCGCCAUGGGCUCUCCGCGCCUGUGCGCAUUCUCUGUUUCCUCAUGAACUGGCGCUGAAGAGUGGGGGCGGGGAACGCUGAAGACACCCCAAGGCCCCCAGGCAUGGCCAGUUCGUGUGCUGUUCAGGUGAAACUGGAGCUUGGGCAUCGAGCCCAAGUGAGGAAGAAACCCACAGUGGAGGGUUUUACUCACGAUUGGAUGGUGUUCGUAAGGGGACCGGAGCAUAGUAACAUUCAGCACUUUGUGGAGAAAGUCGUCUUUCACUUGCAUGAAAGCUUCCCUAGGCCAAAAAGAGUGUGCAAAGAUCCACCAUACAAAGUGGAGGAAUCUGGAUAUGCUGGUUUCAUUUUGCCGAUAGAGGUUUACUUCAAGAACAAGCUUUCCUGUGGGGUAUUCUUCUGGAUGACAUCUGUGUUGCUGCCACAUGAGCCCAGCCUUCGACCUUCAUCUCUCAUUAUCGUCUUGACACAUGUGAGCGGUCCACCAGCCCUGUGGGCAGAGCGGUGUUGCCUUCUGACAACCCUCCGACCGGAAGAACCGAAGAAAGUCCGCUUUGAUUAUGAUCUAUUCCUGCAUCUAGAAGGUCACCCACCUGUAAACCAUCUUCGCUGUGAAAAGCUUACUUUCAAUAACCCAACGGAAGAAUUCAGAAAAAAGCUGCUGAAAGCAGGAGGGAUCAUGGUAAUGUCAGAUGGAACAUCAGCUGCCUCAGGGCAGAGUCUUCAUCUCCCCAAUCUUCCAAGUAAUUCCCUGUCUUUUUCUGAAGUGAAGAAGAAGUCAUCUCAUGGGCCAAAGGACCCAAGUAAAAGUGUAAGCACUAGCAGCAGCAGUAGUAACAGUUUUUCAAAACCCCAUAAAUUGACAAAGGAGCACAAGGAGAAACCUUCUAAAGACUUGAAAGAGCAUAAAAGUGCCUUCAAAGAACCUUCCAGGGAACAUAACAAAUCUUCCAAAGAAUCCUCUAAAAAACCCAAAGAAAAUAAACCUCUAAAGGAUGAAAAAAUUGUUCCUAAAAUGGCCUUCAAGGAACCCAAACCUAUGUCAAAGGAGUCAAAAUCUGAAAACAACAUACUUACCAUAACAGGUGGACAGCAACAAGAAAAGAAGGCCCCUACAAAAAGGCCUCCUGGUAUGGAUUCUGAGGAACUGGUGGCCAAAAAGAAGAAGAAAAGUGGCUCGGAGACUUUAUUUAAAAGUUUUUCUCAUACUUCCUCACUGAUACUUAGUUGUUCUACUGCUGACAAAAAACAGACAAAGGAUAAGUCCCAGUUUAAAACAGGGAAAUUCAAAAUGGAAAGUGAGCCACUAGAGAAGAAACAUAUAUUACCGCCAUUUGAUGAUAUUGUGGACCCUAAUGAUUCCGAUAUGGAGAAUAUGUCAUCGAAAUCUGAAUCUGAGCAACCUAGUCCUGCCAGUUCAAGUUCCAGCUCCAGUUCCAGUUUUACGCCAUCUCAGAACAGCAGACAGCAAGGUCCUUUGAGGUCUAUAAUGAAAGAUCUGCAUUCUGAUGAUAAUGAAGAUGAAUCUGAUGAAGCAGAUGAGAAUGAAAAUGACUCUGAGAUAGAGAGACCUCUAAAUACUUGUGGAGGAAGCAGGGGCCGCAGGGUUAGUUUAAGUGAUGGAAGUGACAGUGACAGCAGCUCAGCAUCUUCACCACUACGUCAUGAACCUACAUCUUUAUUAAAAACCAACAAUAACCAGAUUCUAGAAGUGAAGACCCCUAUAAAACAGAGUAAAUCUGAUAAACAAAUUAAGAAUGGAGAUUGUGAUAAGGCAUAUCUUGAUGAACUAGUUGAGCUUCACAGAAGGUUAAUGACAUUAAGGGAAAGGCAUGUUCUACAACAGAUUGUAAACCUUAUAGAAGAAACAGGACAUUUUCACAUCACAAACACAACCUUUGACUUUGACCUUUGCUCACUGGACAAAACCACAGUCAGAAAACUACAGAGUUAUCUGGAAACAUCUGGAGCAUCCUGAGGACAUCGCUCUGGGCUGCAUCAAGACUGCUCUUUAAAACAUUUUUUUUUAAAUCAACUAAAUAAAACAUUCAGAAUGAUGCAGCCAAAAUGGCACACUAAAAAAAUCCACCAACUCUCUUCUGCUUUAUUGUUUUGUUUUGUUUUGUUAAAACCAGUCAUCAUCUCUUGAUGGAGAAGAAAAGUGACAAGCCUCAGAGGAUUGCUCUUCUCACCAAGGAAAUACUCUGGAAGAGUUAGCCUGGAUAGCCUUGAAAAAAAAACACUUAAUGAAUGUGUAUGGUAUCAUGUAUCUCUCUGUGGCAUUCCAGGCCACAAGAUGAAUGCAUGUUCAACACACUGCCUUAUUAUAUAACUGAUCUAUUUAUUAUUGCAUAUUCAUAUUCUGACAUCCUUGAGGGAAUGACACUACCAGAUGUUACAAGUUCUUGUGUUCCAUUAAUGAUCCCAUGAUGCAUCACAAGCCUCAGACUUUAUCCUCAUUUCAAUGCCACUUUUUCCUGACUUUCUGAUACUCCAUUUUUUACCACUCUAUUGUCCUGGUUUCAUUUCAGCAGUUCCUGCAAACAAGAUAACAGAUUGGGGAGGGUGGAGGAGCAAGAAAUAUUUCUCUCUCUCUUUUUGAACUUUACUCUUUUUUUUAAGGAAAAAUGCCCAGUCUGCUGCAGCAGAAUGGGCACCCAGGCUCUAAUCAUUGUGUAUUGAUCAUGGACCAUGUUAAAAAAUGCACCAAAUAGGAUCAUGACUUGCUUUCUCGCCUUAGUCAAUAAAUCAGUAGAACUUUUAUUAAAGAAAAAAAGUGUUUCUGAAUGCUAUCGUAAAUCCAGUUUUUUCCCAUAAACAUUUUUGUGUCUGUUUUAAUGUUGUAUUAGAUAACUAUUAAAUUGAAAGCACUCCAGACGUUUGCCAUAAAAAGGAGGAACACUAUUCCAGUUCUUUACAGAUAUCUUAUAGAAAGUCCUUAAUUUGGACCUAUUUAUUGCUGGGAGUUCCAGCACUCAGCUGCCCAGAUGCGUAGUUCAGUCUUUUGUUUAUAGGCAUAUAGGCACAACAGUUGAUGCUUUAAUUAUUUAUGUGGCCUGUUUAGAUCCUGGCUUCAGCUCUUUUUCUAUCUCAUGAAACAUUCCUUGUUCAAGCUGCUGUUAAACAACAUGUUGGGAAAUUGUUUCCAAGUUUCAAAUUUUGUUCAGUACCCUAUACUCAUUUCUUACUAGGGCUCUUAAAGAAAGAAGUUGGUUAAUCAUAUCACUUUUAAGUGAUUAAUCAAUUUAGAUCAAUUUUGCAUCUAUUUGCAUGUAUAUAAACAAGUUUUUUUUAAAUGAGAUUUCUUUUUUUAAAGGUAAUUUACACAUACCUUGGCAGGCACCACCUUCAAACCAGAGUUUAGAAAAAUUACUCUUUUGGAUUAAAACUUGAAGAAUCCCCUUGUCAGCAUGGCUAGUGGGGAUUGUGGUCCCAAAAAUGCAGCAUACCCAAAUUCUGCUUAGAACAUGAAUACUCUGCUAUGUUGGAGGAGUGAUAUGCACCUGUCUGGAGUUUUUGUUUUCAAAAAAUAUCAUCUGCCCUAUUAAGUGGAGGCAUAUCUAUGUUUUCAAAUAUAUUAAUCUAAAUGAUGAAUCGAUUUAACAUUUGUCUCCUGAUUUGCCAAAGUAUUUAUUUUCAAUUAAAAACAAAAAUGGCUUCAUAAAACAAGUUAAAAAUCCUUUACAAAAGGAGGUGGGAAAGAGACAUUUCCUUCAAAAAUCCAUUGAAGUUUGGGUUUCAUUUUUAAAAAUGUUCCUUAAGAAAUAUUUCCAAGUCUGAAGAAUCAGUCAGCAUUAAGAAUAAAUAGCCUGUGUUAAGAGAGGCCACCAUGUUACCAAUGUCAUUUCUUGGCUACAAAGUCCACAGACAGAAACUUGUGUGCAUUUGAUUAUUUCAUGCACAUGGUUCUGCACGUUAUGUAAAUCUAGGUUCCUAGGAGGAGCAUUUCUUCAUAAUCAAAUAGGAAUUAUUAAUACUGUUUUCUUUAAAUCCAAAGAAAUUGUGUUCUUUUUCUUUUUUCAACUCUCUCUCUCUCUGUGUGUGUGUGUGUGUGUGUGUUUGUUUGUGUGUGUGUUUGUUUGUUUUUAAAUUAAAAUAUUGUUUGACCAUAAUCUAUGAAAGUCUUUCUCAGGCUUUCGAAAGAACAAGUGUACUUUUCUUCAGUAAUGUUAUGACUCUUAUAGAUGAUUGGCAUGAAACAUACUUGAAGCGUUAUGUUCUUUUUUAAGUCCACAUGUUAAUUAAUGUGCAAUUGUUGGGGUGGGAGGUUUCUGAAAUACCUUGACAUCAGGCAGAUGAUGUUCAAGUGUGAAAGGGGGGGAAUGUUUGAGUAGGUUUUUUACAUUUUUGUUAACAUUUUUAUAUGAAAAAUAUUGAUGAAAAUCUAAAGGCUAACUUUCACUUUUUGAUAGCACACAUUCUACUCAGCAUGUUUCAUUUCAGUCGAACACAAAAUGUGCAUUUGUGGGGUCUAUUUUGACUUUUCUAACUAAAUUUUGUGGCAAAAACUCUUAAGUUGUUGGAAGGAACUCAGCUUGGGAUAACUUGAAUAUAUUGGGCAGGUCACUGUUCUUAGUUUGUUUUUGUUUCGUUUGUCAUUAAAACCAAGUAAAAUGUGUCCCUUGAGCCACAAAAAUGGUAGCUGGUGUACAGAAUUUGUGGGGGUGGAGGGGUUAAUUAUGUAAAGGGAAUAUUACUGCAAUUACAGUAGAUUCUUAACUCUGGCUUGCAUGUAGUUCAUCAGUCAUCCUUAUAAAAUGGUAGUUAUCUAGUUUGGUGAGAAUGAGGAUGGAAUAAACACAUUUCAGCUGCAUUUGUGUGUUGAAAGUAAAGAGUGUUUUCCACAAAAUUCUGGUAAAAUAAGAGCCAGUAAGUGGUGUCCUUUUUGGAAAACAAAUAUACUUUAGUUAUUUUGUAUGCUGAAACAAAAUAAACCCUUUUUUUUUCAAUUAA
Molecule: messenger RNA, 5096 nt
Organism: Pogona vitticeps (central bearded dragon)
Lineage: Eukaryota; Metazoa; Chordata; Lepidosauria; Squamata; Agamidae
Source: RefSeq, a predicted model, not a curated record